Molecule: messenger RNA, 903 nt
Organism: Alligator sinensis (Chinese alligator)
Lineage: Eukaryota; Metazoa; Chordata; Crocodylia; Alligatoridae
Gene: GJD2
Product: gap junction protein delta 2
Exons: 2
Coding region: 1-852 (283 amino acids)
Biological process (GO): cell communication
Cellular component (GO): connexin complex
Source: RefSeq, a predicted model, not a curated record
AUGGCAAGGAUCCUGCUGACCGUGGUGGUGAUCUUCAGGAUCCUCAUUGUGGCCAUUGUGGGGGAAACGGUUUACGACGACGAGCAGACGAUGUUCGUGUGUAACACGCUGCAACCGGGCUGCAACCAGGCUUGUUACGACCAGGCGUUCCCUAUUUCUCACAUCAGGUACUGGGUGUUCCAGAUCAUCAUGGUUUGCACCCCCAGCCUCUGCUUCAUCACCUACUCUGUCCACCAGUCGGCCAAGCAGCGGGAGAGGAGGUACUCCACCGUCUUCCUCACCUUGGACAGGGACCAGGACUCCAUGAAACGAGAUGACAGCAAGAAGAUCAAGAACACCAUUGUCAACGGAGUGCUGCAGAACACGGAGAACUCCACCAAAGAAGCUGAGCCCGACUGCCUGGAAGUGAAGGAAAUCCCCAACCCGGCCAUCAGAACCACCAAGUCCAAGAUGAGGAGGCAAGAAGGCAUCUCCCGGUUUUAUAUCAUCCAGGUGGUCUUCCGCAAUGCGCUCGAGAUCGGAUUCUUAGUGGGGCAGUACUUCCUGUAUGGCUUCAACGUCCCUUCCAUGUACGAAUGCGACAGAUACCCUUGCAUCAAGGAAGUUGAGUGCUACGUCUCCAGACCUACUGAGAAGACUGUCUUCUUGGUAUUCAUGUUUGCGGUGAGUGGGAUUUGUGUGGUGCUCAACCUGGCCGAACUGAACCACCUGGGCUGGAGAAAGAUCAAAAUGGCGGUGAGAGGAGUACAAGCCAAAAGGAAAUCCAUAUAUGAAAUCCGAAACAAAGACCUGCCAAGAAUGAGCAUGCCUAACUUUGGCAGGACUCAGUCAAGUGACUCAGCUUAUGUGUGAGCCUGUGACAGAACUGAAACACUGUGCCAGGUGGAACAGACCCAGACAACA